Messenger RNA from Dermacentor albipictus, 501 nucleotides. RefSeq lists its product as uncharacterized. NCBI's taxonomy places the organism in Eukaryota, Metazoa, Arthropoda, Arachnida, Ixodida, Ixodidae. The record is from RefSeq and is a predicted model, not a curated record.
AUGGACAACAUUGCGGCCACCAUUCAUUCCAUUCACAACACAAAUUCCACAGCAUCGCCGCAGCCACCACCACACUGGAACAGAGCCCGCAUCAAGGCGCCGGCUGACAGCACCGACCAUAGCGUUCCCGCGUUGCGGCGUCGGUGGACUCUAGAGGGCCGGCUGCCCAGUCAAAACGGCGACGAGAUAGUACAAGCCAUUUGCGAGUUUCACGAUGAGUGCUACGAUGGAAUACCGGACAAAAAAGAUAGAAAGACGAGAAUAGGUUUUGCUGGUGAUUGCAUGCUCGAGAACUUCCUGCAUCUCUAUCCUGGAUUUUAUUCAGUAGGGGGCACUGAGGGAAUGCGGAUCUUCACGCAAAUGAUGGCAAGCUUCCGCAAUAGCAAGGAGCUGGAAUUCGAAGACGCUGACGUGACCAACGCUGCCAUGCAUUGGAUUUAUGAGGUUUUGAGUAGCGACUCAUGAAGAUUGCUUAGGGCUUCCGCGGAUAACAAGUUUCAC